AUGAUGGAGUUGCCUCCUCUCACCAAGGAGCAGAUCUCCAAGGUCAUCCUCUCAAAUGCUCCUCCCUCACAGCUUUUCGAGAUUCUGUCGCAAUACGAAUCAGAUGCCUGCCUCAUGUAUGCUGGUAGUGGCAGCGCUGAGACAGGUGCAGGUGAUCCUGAAAUGCUGUGCCUGUAUUACUCUGGCUUCUUCUUCGCUCAUCUUCUUACCAAACAAAUACCAGAAGCGCGCGCACUUACCCAGCGAAUGCCCGAAACAUUAAAGAAUCACGAUCCCUCUUUACAAAAUUGCUUGAAUUUGCUGCGAGCAAUCUGGCAGAACGAACAUGGUCUGGUCUAUCAGAUCCUUCGUGGGUUACCGUGGCCAGAAACCCUGCAACCGUUGGUGCAAAGAUAUGAAAAUUUCUUUCAAGACCAAACCUUGAUCGCGGUCAGCACCUCAUACGAAGCGAUUCGACCAGCUCUAGCGGCAGGAUACCUGGGGCUAGAUAUUCAGGCUGCAGAGAAAGGCGACCAGACAAUCAUUCAAAAGUUCAGUGAUUGCGGGUGGACCUGGAACCCAGAGACUCAAUUGCUGUACCCAUCUCCGAUCACUGUACCGCCUACCGAUAGCCAACCCUCCCGCGGCAUUCGUGAGACAAUGGCAAUGCUAGGAAAUCGUUAG
Messenger RNA from Penicillium cosmopolitanum, 663 nucleotides. Its product is annotated as CSN8/PSMD8/EIF3K family protein. Lineage: Eukaryota; Fungi; Ascomycota; Eurotiomycetes; Eurotiales; Aspergillaceae. Gene Ontology annotation, biological process: protein deneddylation; COP9 signalosome assembly. Gene Ontology annotation, cellular component: COP9 signalosome. The record is from RefSeq and is a predicted model, not a curated record. Bases 1 to 663 code for a protein of 220 amino acids. The transcript is spliced from 3 exons.